This is a messenger RNA of Acyrthosiphon pisum (pea aphid), 1160 nucleotides long. RefSeq lists its product as uncharacterized. The transcript has 5 exons. NCBI's taxonomy places the organism in Eukaryota, Metazoa, Arthropoda, Insecta, Hemiptera, Aphididae. Bases 313 to 1011 code for a protein of 232 amino acids. The record is from RefSeq and is marked predicted.
AUCGGCGUCCCAUUCGAGAGGGUUGUCCGCGUGACCGCAACGGCCGCCGCGGAACGCACACGUGUGAUAAUACGCGACGACAUUAAUCAUUGUAAUUUUCGUCAUCGCGAUAAUAAUGUUACUUAUAACCAUUACACUAUUAUAAUAUUUUUAUUGUUGCCGUUAUUAGCCACGCGGCCGUCAACGCGCGUGUGCGUGCGAAUACAAUUUUUCAGACGUUAAACCGCAUAAUAUCGCAAUAUAUUUUUAACACCCGCGCAGGACACGGCAAUACGACAUUCGACCGUAUUUUCAAUUGAUUUCCACUCAACUAUGAUCUUCGGGUACACGUGGAUUUUCGUCUGUACGUUGAUUGCGUAUUGCUACGGAGAUUACAGUGACCCAGAUGUGCUGUGUAAAACCAGUCUGGACACUUGUCUGAAGAACGUGUCCGUUCUAUUGGAUCACACAGGUCUGAACGGUAUUCCGAAAUCGAAGGCUGACGUGGACGUAGUUUGCAAAGGGUUCAAAAUGGGAAUGAAGUGCUUCGAUGAUUUUUCAAAUUUAUGUCUAUCAUUAGAAGAAAAAAACAUGGUCAGCGACAACGUAAUUGGAGCCAAAUAUACGUUCAAAUUUUUGUGCGACGACGAAACAUUUCAAAGAGACUACUUGAAGUAUACGGACUGUUACCGGGCGAUCAACUCGGACUGGGACUCGUGCACCGCACAGUUCAUGUCUCUGGUCCGCGAAGAGAUGAGCGGCAACCAUACGGAGGACGCCAAGGUGCUGAACCUGUGUUGCGCAAAACAUGGUUUUCUUAACUGUGUGUAUACUACAAGUAAAAUCAAGUGUGGAAUAGAAGAAGCUAUUUUUAUAAGAAAAAUUGCUGAUACAUUAUCUGAAAAUAAAUUUGUGUCAUCAGCGUGUCGACAUAUUGAAUUGGGACACUGUAACAUAGCUCAACAAUCAGCAUACAGUGUAUUCACAAUAAUGUUUAAUUUAUUUAUGGUUAUAUGGUAUUACAAAAUAUAAUGUAAAAAUAUAUUGUGACAAAAAUUAUUUUAUAUUUUUAUUGUAAACAAUAUGUAAACAUAUGUUAUAUUGAUAAAACUAACUAGUAUAAUAUACAGGAUACACAAGGAACGUAAGUUAUCAAUAAAUUAUUAUAUUUAAGACUCUAA